AUGGGAUUGGUUUCUGAAAUGAUUAACAGAGGUAUUCCUCCUCCAGACAUUGUGUUCUUUAAUUCAGUAAUAAAUAGUCUAUGCAAAGAAGGAAGGGUUACAGAUGCACAAGAUAUCUUUGACUUGGUUAUAUACUUUGGUGAGAGGCCCGACAUCUUUACAUUUAACUCGCUGAUUGACGGAUAUUGCUUAGUUGGUGAGAUGGAGAAGGCUUUCGGAGUACUUGAUACCAUGGCAUCAGGUGGGAUUGAGCCUGAUAGUAUUUCAUAUAAUACAAUUGUUAAUGGAUAUUUUAAAAAUGAUAGGAUUGAUGAUGGAUUGGCCUUAUUCCGAGAAAUGCUGAAGAAAGUUAAACCUACAACUGUUACAUAUAACAUCAUACUGGAUGGGUUAUUUGGUGCUGGGAAAACAGUUGCUGCGAAGAAAACGUUCCAUGAGAUGAUCGAAAGUGGAAUAACAGUGAGCAUAUCCACAUACAGGAUAAUCCUUGGUGGACUUUGCAGGAAUAGUUGUGAUGAUGAAGCGAUCACCCUGUUCCAGAAAUUAGGAGCAAUGAAUGUCAAGUUGGAUAUUACAAUACUCAAUACCAUGAUCAAUGCACUGUUCAAGGUUCAGAGAAGAGAAGAAGCUAACAAUUUGUUUGCUACAGUAUCAGCCAGUGUUGAUUGUUUUUGA
Molecule: messenger RNA, 675 nt
Organism: Aegilops tauschii subsp. strangulata
Lineage: Eukaryota; Viridiplantae; Streptophyta; Magnoliopsida; Poales; Poaceae
Source: RefSeq, a predicted model, not a curated record